AUGAUCGUUAAUGUGUGUGCAUCGAGCAUUUCCAGAGAACCGGCAAAACAAUAUCCCACCUAUUGCUACUACCCGACAAGGUCAGAAAAGAAACCGAGCAAGCCGUCAGCAGCGCAAAAGUCCCUAUCGAGAGAAAAAGCUGGCAAACCGCCAUCUGUAAAGGCGAAAGUGAAACAAUUCCUGCAGAAGAUUCGACGUCUAAUCGCUGGAAAAAUUGCAAAAGCCUCAAUGAAGGCGUAA
This is a messenger RNA of Cooperia oncophora, 240 nucleotides long. Lineage: Eukaryota; Metazoa; Nematoda; Chromadorea; Rhabditida; Trichostrongylidae. The record is from the annotation of a GenBank genome assembly.